AUGGACAACACAUUUGGGGAGCUAGGACUUUCCAUUAUCGGAGUCGGUGUGCAAUACCCACGCUUCAAUCUCGCACCUGAUGGCUUGGAAACAUUGAGCAAAAGAUUUUAUCCAGACACCCCGUCCAUGAACAAAGUCCUUUCCAUCAACCGAUUCACUGGCAUCGAAAACAGGUCCUCCAUCGGGACGAUUGAUCACCCAUUGGUCAAUCAACAGACUGCCCCUUCUGUUUCGCAGCUGCACGAGGUGUUCGUCGAGGACGGAGUCCCUCUCGCCAUUACCGCCGCGCAGAAGGCCAUCGAAGAGUCACGCAUCCGGCUCGCAGACAUUACACAUAUCGUAUCAACAACAUGCACCAACAAUGCGAACCCGGGGUUCGACAAUCUAGUCGUGACUGGCCUUGGUAUCAAGCAACAAGUAGAGAAGGUGCUUCUUCAGGGAGUGGGAUGUAGCGGAGGGCUUGCUGUUCUCAGAACUGCUUCCAACUUGGCCCUAGGCCGCACCGCCCAGCGCAAACCAGCUCGCAUCCUCUGUGUGGCACUAGAACUAUGUACCCCUCUGGUGCGCAGUGAAUUUGAUAGUAUCAACGAACUGCAGGAGGUGAGGAUCGGCCUGGCGCUCUUCUCAGACUGCGCCAGCGCCUUGAUCCUCAGCAAUGAUGUUGGAGGCCACGCAGAGCCAAUUUACGAUGUUCUUGGAUGGGAUCAUAGGAUGAUCCCAGACACUGCUGAGCAUCUCAGAUUUGAUUCUGAUCCGCUUGGCUGGAAGGUGGUUCUCACCCCUGAUGUGCCAAAGGUCGCUUGUGCCGCCGUCCCUCAAGCUUUUUCAGACAUACUGGCCUCUGUCCCUUCCAUUCCCAGCUCUCUGCAAAAUGCGGACGACUUUGAUUGGGCAUUGCAUCCUGGCGGUGCAACUAUCCUGACGGGAACGGAAAAGCAGAUGAACAUUACGCCAUACCAUUUGCGUGCCAGCUACGACACGUACAUGAAGCAUGGAAAUUCAAGCUCUGCGACCAUCUUCAGCGUCCUAAAUCGCCUACGAGCGAAGGACAUGGAUGAUAUAGCUCCUUCAGGCGGUCCUCGCGAGUUUGUCAUGGCUUGCGCGUUUGGACCAGGAGUUUCCGUCGAGAUGUGCGCGCUGAGGAGGAGCCGAAACUAUUUGCGGGCUGACGAUUGUUUGACACCGCCUCUUGAUGAAGCUGAUUUGGAUUUGGAUUAG
Messenger RNA from Clonostachys solani, 1218 nucleotides. Lineage: Eukaryota; Fungi; Ascomycota; Sordariomycetes; Hypocreales; Bionectriaceae. The record is from the annotation of a GenBank genome assembly.